AUGGCUCCCACCAGCCCAUCCCCUGUCACAAAAAGCGAGAUGGAUUCGUUCUUCUCCGACAUUUCGCUCCGUGCCCCUGCUCCAGCUCAAUCCAGCCACGAGACCGAGAAAGGUCCCUUCUACUACUAUGCCAAGGAAAUGAAAAGCUUGGUACAAAGGAUUCAGGACCUGCGUCAUUUAGGCAUCGAGGACAGCAGAAUUGUUCUUCCCAAGAUCUGUGUUGUCGGUGACCAGAGCGCGGGAAAGAGCUCCCUCAUCGAGGGAAUCUCUGAGAUUAAGGUUCCCCGCGAUACUGGAACUUGUACUCGGUGUCCCAUGGAAAUCAACCUUUCUGACAGUGAUACUCCCUGGAAAUGUGUGGUGCACAUUGCAAAAAGGUACAUGCACGUCCCGGACGACAAGGACCGGAAGACAAAGUUCCCCAGCAAAGAAAAUCCUCUAGGACCAUGGAAAUUUGACUCCAGUGGUGGAGAGGACGAGCAUUUUAAGACUCUGUUCAACAAAUCUGAAGUGAAACAGGCAAUCUGGUGGGCACAGCUUGCUGUGCUGAACCCCCAGAUGCACUGUCAGGAAUUCGUCCCGGGAAACAAGCGAACCACAGAGCAGACGGCACUGGUGAAGUUCUCACCAAACGCCGUACGUCUGGACAUUUCUGGACCCGGCCUACCAAAUCUUUCCUUCUAUGAUCUGCCUGGUGUCAUCAGCCAGACGGAGCAAGAUGGGGAGAAGUACCUCGUGCGCCUAGUUGAAAAUCUUGUCAAGAGUUACGUCUCACAAAGGCACUGUAUUGUAAUUCUUACAAUGCCAAUGACAGACGAUGCGACGAACUCAAGUGCCGCUCGUAUCAUUCGUGAUAUCCCAGGGGCCAAGGAGAGAACCCUAGGAGUGCUAACCAAGCCAGACCGCAUGUCUGAUGCAGAGUCUUUCAACCAGUGGGUUGAAAUUCUCGACAAAAAGAAAUUUACCCUUGGCCAUGGAUACUUUGUCAUCAAAAAUAACCCCGAUCCGGCCGUCAGCCACGCCCAGGCAAGAAUGGAGGAGGAGAUCUUCUUCGCUGGAUCGCCAUGGAAUGAAGAACUGUCUGCCUAUGGCAACUCAUUCGGCACCGCAAAGCUUCAAACCUCGCUAUCCGAACUGCUACGACAGCAAAUUCUCGGAUGUUUGCCCUCAAUAAUUGAGCAGAUUGACGAGAAAGUUGACGCCAUCGACAUGGAACUGAGUACUCUAACAAACCCUCCAACCGAAGAUGUUCAGCGAAUCCUGUGGGGGAAAACAUCCGACUUUGAGCGCAAAGUUCACGAGUUAUUCGACGGCAACACCAGCGUCAGUCCGAGCGCAAAGAAACCUUUACAAGAGGACUGGAAUCAAGUUGUGAUGGACUUCCAGCUAGCUAUUCUGAAAACACGCCCUGUUCUUGACAUGACCGCUCCCACGGAUGAAGAUGAUCUCGCAGAGGACUCAGACUGCGAGGUUCAGAUGGUCGGUAUCUCUCCAAAGAAGCGCAAACUAUCUGCCGACGUGAAAGUGGAAGAAAAGAAAGCGACUUCGCCAAAGAAAGCCACAUUUAGCACCAAGAUCUUCAAGAAUCGUGAGGAAACUGCCCGUAAUUUCACACUGAAAGGAUUGGCGGAGAUCAAAGUCCGAUCGAACACAGUUGGUGUCCCCAACCAGCUCGAUCCUCGCGCGAUUGAGAACCUGAACAAGAAAAGCGUUGAGCAUUGGGGGAACUUGACCGAGACUUUUAUCAAUGGCUUGCAUAACCUGGUAGAAGAGAAGCUUGGUACCGCUCUCCAGGAGGAAUUCACUGAAUACCAUCAAACGGGGCUUGAACACGAGCAGCCAUUUACAAUGGCUCAAGGAAAUCUCCAACGCCUGACAAAGCAGGCGCUGGAUACUCUGAGGGCGCGGCGGUUCAACGCCCGCGUGAUUUCAUGGCUGAAAGUUCGUGGCUAUGACCUGACAGACUCAAAGCUAGUUGUGGAAAAACAGAAGAAGCUUACGCAGGAGGACCUGGGAGAGGACAGAUACUCCCAAGAAAUUGAAAUGAUGGCCAGCUCACUGGCAUACUACGAAAUCGCACGCUCACGUUUUGUUGAUGUGCUAUGUCAGUCUGCGCAUGCCAAAUUGAUCAAAAAGUGCCGUACACAGCUCGUUAAUGGCAUUCGUGACGAGCUUCAGAUUUUCGGGGACAACGGACGUGAACGUUGUCUAGUAUUGAUGGCCGAGGACGAAGAGCGCCAGCGCCGUCGUGUGUUGCUCUACAAAGAGCGAGAGAAGUUCGCCAAAGCACAAGAAUGGAUUUCGAGCCUCAGAAAUGAGGAUGUGGACAUGAUGAGCCCGAGGAGCGCCUAG
Messenger RNA from Penicillium nucicola, 2352 nucleotides. Its product is annotated as putative dynamin GTPase. The coding region runs from base 1 to 2352 and encodes 783 amino acids. Gene Ontology annotation, cellular component: membrane; microtubule; cytoplasm. NCBI's taxonomy places the organism in Eukaryota, Fungi, Ascomycota, Eurotiomycetes, Eurotiales, Aspergillaceae. Gene Ontology annotation, molecular function: GTP binding; microtubule binding; GTPase activity. The record is from RefSeq and is a predicted model, not a curated record. The transcript has 5 exons.